ACAAGCCAAGAUGGCGGCCCGCGAUGAACCAGGGAACCCAUUCCGUUUUCAUUAGUAUUCGUCACGUCAACGUCUUGAUCGCAAGGCUUAUGUUGGGAGAAGGCUGAUUACUCGUUGGAUAAUACAUUGGAGACUCAAGACGGAGCAGAUACUGGUACUCUAAAUGGAUGCAAGGAAGUCUGGAUCAGAUAUCCACAACAAUGGACCCAUCAGCUAUCUUGAUGAAGUUCCUUUCAAGCUCAAUGAGAAGUUCCGCUGCCCUGCAAAAGUGGGUCUACCCAUUGGCUUCUGUUUGCCUGACUGUAAUUCUUUGCUCUCAGAGAUGCAGUAUGACUUCUCUCUGGAGAAUCUGACUGUGCGUUGGGGUGAGGAUCUUGCAAAGACAAGAGCUGCCGAGACUCAAGCAGCCGAGACACAACAGGUGGAAACCGAAAAAGAUGGGCAGGCCACCUCACAGGACAUUGAUGUGGGCUUGGCUGUUGGAAAGACCGCCCGCUCCACAGAGGAACACGACAUCCUCCCUCCAGCUCUGAAUCCUGUUCUGGCAGGCCUUCGGCAUAAUGCCAUCCUUACCCCACUCCCUGCCCCGAGCUUUGGACCAGCGCGACCUGUACCCAACAACCCAGCCCCUCAAUGCUUGAACCUGGCUGACUUUGAGCGAGAGGAGGACCCCUUUGAUAAAUUGGAGCUUAAAACGCUGGAUGACAAAGAGGAGUUGCGCAGCAUUCUCCAGAGCCAACCGCAGUCGUCUCUCUCGCCCCCGGAGCCUCCUGUCCCAGAAUCCCACCCUCCCUCACAGAGCAACACACCACCUCUGCAGGGCAAAGCACCUGUCUUCCAUAAGCCCAAUGGGCUGGUUGGACUGCUGGACUUGGAGCGGCCAGUCCCUGGGGGUGUGGGGACCCCUAGGGGACAGAUUGAUGCUGAACGCCCCUGCAACAUUCGCUCACUGACUUUCCCCAAGCUGUCGGACCCGGGGGAUUCCCCCUCAGAUCCUCUCCUCGGUGUGUACCCAGCUGCCCAACAGCACAGCCUACCUAAUGGAACCCCAUCAUCGCUGCUGAGAUCGACACCACACAUCAGUUCUACUCCACCUGUAGAACUACCAGGCCAUACUCAAAAUGGAGCAACAAAGCAGUCGCACCCUGCCCCUGUAGUGGGUCCCUCCUCAUACUCAGCUCAUGGAAUGCUGCUUAACCUCUCCGCAAGUGAGAGGCAGUGUGUGGAGACCAUAGUGGGCAUGGGCUACUCUUACGAAGGGGUUCUCCGAGCCAUGCAGAAACAAGGGCAGAAUGUCGAACAGGUGCUAGAGUACCUAUUUGUCCACAGCCGACUGUGUGAGAGAGGUUUUGACGCCAGUGCUGUGGAAGAAUGCCUGGAGAUGUACCAGUGUUCUGAGGAAAAGGCUCUGCAGUUCCUGCAGCUGAUGUCACGAUUUGGGGAGAUGGGCUUUGAAAGAGAUACCAUCAAAGAGGUUCUGUUGAUGCACAAUAAUGACCAGGACAAAGCUCUGGAAGACUUGAUGGCUCGGGCAGCAGCAAGCUGAAGAAUAGCCACGUCUGCUCCUGGAGCCACCCCUCCCUUGCCCCUCAACACUGUGGUCACAGAGAGAGAGAGAACGACCGUGUGUGUCUGUCUGUCUGUGUGUGUGUGUGUGU
Messenger RNA from Electrophorus electricus (electric eel), 1658 nucleotides. RefSeq names its product ubiquitin associated protein 1 (gene ubap1). The record is from RefSeq and is a predicted model, not a curated record. NCBI's taxonomy places the organism in Eukaryota, Metazoa, Chordata, Actinopteri, Gymnotiformes, Gymnotidae. Gene Ontology annotation, cellular component: ESCRT I complex. Gene Ontology annotation, biological process: ubiquitin-dependent protein catabolic process via the multivesicular body sorting pathway. Gene Ontology annotation, molecular function: ubiquitin binding.